AUGUGCGACACCCCACCCAACUGGGAAACAAUACAGCUGCCCCCAGAGCACAUCCUGCAGCAUCACGCACACUGCCAUCCCACCGACGUCGACCGCUCGCAGGAAGACUACCAUGCGGUCGGUCUAGGCGGUCUGGCUGCCAUGGCAACCGCCGAUGACCAGCAUCUCGUUGCAGGACUAAGCGCGGCGCGGCCGUGGAACAUCGAUGCGCCCGGCCCGAGCCGCCAACACCGUGGCCCACGCGUCGUCGCUGCGUUCGAUCCCCCGCCACCAAAGGAGGAGCACUACCGCGCAGUGUUGACGCCGCGGCCGGCACAGGAGGACGCGUUCGUCGCGCUGCUCCCGCACCUGCCCGAGCCCGAGGCAUUUGCCCCUCUGCUGCAAGGUGUACGCGACAGCGUGAUGCGUGAGCAGGCGGCCGGAAGGCUCGUGCUUGUUGGAGAGAUUGGCUUGGAUGCGUUUGCACGUGUGCGCAUUCGCCCAACCCAUUCGGCGGCCAACGAUGCAGAAGGGGCCCAGACACCCGCCGAAGCCGUCCUUGGGCUGCGCAACAGGCUCUCGCCGUUCAAGACGACACUCUCCCACCAAGCCGCAAUCGCCCGCUUGCAACUCGACAUUGCAAUCACCCUCGCUGUCCCGGCCAGCAUACACUGCGUCAACGCCCCCGGCGCAACCCUCGACCUCCUCCAGCGCGCGCGCGCGCACCACGGCCCCGCAUCUUUUGCCCGCACCAACAUCUGCAUCCACAGCUGCGGCGGCAUGUCGCCCGCCUUUCUCGCGCAGACCGCGCGCGCGCUCCCCAACGCCUUCUUCUCGCCUAGCGUGAGCGUGACUGCACGCUCUGGCGCCGCACGUGCAGUCGUGGGGGUUGUGCCGCGCGAGCGACUGCUGGUCGAGAGCGAUGCGCCAGAUGUGCGCGCCGUGACUCAUCUGGUGUGGGCUGCUGCAGCGUGGAUCGCAGAGUGUAGGGGGUGGAGGCUGGAGGGUGCGGAGACGGCCGAGUGGGAGCCGGGGGUGGAGGACGAGGACGAGGUGUUUGAUGAAAAGGGACGGGUGCGGGCGCUGCGUGAGGACGAGGUGUGGGCUGUGAGGAUGCUGGAGCGGAACUGGGCGCGCUUCAUGGGGAUGGACGUCUAG
Trichosporon asahii var. asahii CBS 2479 is the source of this 1137-nucleotide messenger RNA. RefSeq lists its product as uncharacterized. Lineage: Eukaryota; Fungi; Basidiomycota; Tremellomycetes; Trichosporonales; Trichosporonaceae. The transcript is spliced from 3 exons. The coding region runs from base 1 to 1137 and encodes 378 amino acids. Gene Ontology annotation, molecular function: hydrolase activity, acting on ester bonds. The record is from RefSeq and is a predicted model, not a curated record.